Messenger RNA from Aspergillus uvarum CBS 121591, 852 nucleotides. Its product is annotated as MBL fold metallo-hydrolase. Lineage: Eukaryota; Fungi; Ascomycota; Eurotiomycetes; Eurotiales; Aspergillaceae. The record is from RefSeq and is a predicted model, not a curated record. Bases 1 to 852 code for a protein of 283 amino acids. The transcript has a single exon.
AUGAGUCUACAAGUGGACGUUUAUGUCGCCCCUCCUAUCCGGGCCGAAACUGGCUCUGAAGAUCCUUCCAAGCAAUGGUGGUCGCCCAUCUCCUGUACAUUGAUUCAAGGACCUACAUCCGCGGUGCUGGUUGAUACGCCAAUCUCGGUUCAGCAGUCAGAAGAUUUGGCCGCCUGGAUCAAGACCACAGCCCCCGGAAAGAAUCUCCGAUAUAUUUUCACCACUCACGCUCACUGUGAUCACUUUUUUGGCAAUCCGGUGAUUCGAAAGCAUUUCCCAAGUGUUGUGUGUGUUGCUACUUCCCGCGUUGUUCAGGGAAUUGAACGAACAUUAGCCACUUCGAUUCCCCGGUGGACGGGAUGGUUUCCGGGCGGCCAGUUCCAGGCUGAAGAACAGAUUAUCCCAGAGGCAUUGCCAGAGAGUGGAGAGUUCUCGAUUGACGGCCAUAGUCUCUUUGGUGUGCCCGUUAAACAUUCUGAUACAGAGGCUUCAUCCUUCCUGCAUGUGCCAGUCCUUCGACUCGUCGUCGCCGGGGACAUCGUGUAUGGUGACUGCUUUCAGUUCCUAGCAGAGGCCCGUACAGCUGAGAAGCGCCAGGACUGGCUGCAAGCACUCGACCAAAUCGAUGCCUUGAAACCAAGUAUCGUGGUUCCAGGGCACAAGAGGGCUUCGCAAGCAGACGGUCCUUAUUUGAUUGAGGCCACUAGGCAGUAUAUUCUGGCGUUUGAAGAAAAAGUGAACCAGCUGCGCGAUGCCGAUAGGGUUGAGGAGGCGAUGAAGAAGCGUUACCCACAGCGGUGGAAUAGAUAUCUUUUGCAAGUCAGUUGCGCAAGUUCUGUGAGCGCGCUCUGA